AUGUCUCCUAGUUGCAGGACACUAGGUUGUGUCAGCAGAUAUCCAUGCAUUUACAUCCUCCGAUUCGCAUCUCAACUGCAGUUCGAAGACAAACAGCACGAGGUGAGUAUGACAGCACUUCGGCUUGUGCAGAGGAUGAAGAGGGACUCAAUACAUUCCGGACGUCGGCCAUCUGGUGUCUGCGGAGCUGCACUCCUCAUAGCAGCAAGACUACACAAUUUUUCGCGGACGCCGUCUGAUGUUGUGCGUAUAGUCAGGGUGCAUGAAAGUACGCUGCGCAAGCGGCUUCUGGAGUUUGGUGAUACGCCAUCCAGUGCGUUGACACUUGACGAAUUCAUGACAGUUGAUCUUGAAGAGGAGCAGGACCCUCCAAUUUUCAAAGAAGCAAGGAAACGGGAUAAAGAACGACUGCAAAAGCUCAUGGAAGAAGAGGACGGAGAGAGAGAACUUUCAGAACUUCAGAAGGAGAUAGAAGAACAAUUAGAGAAAGACAACGCGAAGAAGAAAAAGUUAACAGCAACGCCAAGCUCAAUCAGAAGUGGGGGUGCAGAUGAAUCCAUCAACGAAGAAGAUGAAGCGACUCGUUUCGCAGAAGAAAGGACUAUCAGUCUUAUUGGAGAGUUGGCGAAGACCGUCUCAAAAGACACAGAAGAAAGCGCCACAGAAGUAGAAGAAGAGAAAGAAUUAGGUCCAGAAAAGGCAGUGAUCGGUAUAUCCCACGUUAACGAGAAAACAGACACAUUUUUGAAGCCAGAACCGAAAACCCAGUUACCAAAUAACCUGACGAAUGCAGAUGAACUGGUUCUUGGGGAUGAAGAUGAGGCGUAUAUCGAUUCUCUCAUCAUGACUGCUGAUGAAGCGAGGUAUAAGACGAAGAUGUGGAAGACCAUAAAUGCUGGUUAUCUUCGGGAUCAAAAGAUAAAAGAAGAAAUCCGCGCAAAAGAAAAAGAAGAAGGGAAAGAUAGAAAGAAGAAAGUGCGUGGCUCGUACAGGAAGAAAGUGAAUUGUAAUGCCGCUACCGCUGGAGAGGCGAUUGGGAAGAUGUUGGCCGAGAAGAAGAUGAGUUUGAAGAUUAAUUAUGAUAUACUCAAAAGUUUGGAUCAGCCUGGUGUCUCUAUUCCUGUGUCUUCCAGUGAACCUGUUGUGGAAAGUCCGAAAGACGAGCUAGUGGAGAGUAAGACACCAGGUCCACCCCCAUCUAAGAAGAAAAAGAAGAAAGCAGCCCCACCUUCAGAUACGGAAUCGAACCCUCCCACUCCAGCACCGGAAACACCUGUUCCCAGCACGCCGAUACAAAAGGAUAUAGAAGCUGAUGAUUACGAAGAAGAAAUAGAUACAACAGAAAAUGAUACAGAACUAUCUUUAGCCAGCAUGUUGCAGAACCAGCAAGAGGAUGAUUAUUAUGAUUAUGAAGAAUAUUAG
This is a messenger RNA of Pieris macdunnoughi, 1422 nucleotides long. NCBI's taxonomy places the organism in Eukaryota, Metazoa, Arthropoda, Insecta, Lepidoptera, Pieridae. The record is from the annotation of a GenBank genome assembly.